AUGGAUCUUUUUGUUGAUGCAAUAGAUUCUAAAAUACACUCCUUGGAAGAGUACCAGGAACUUGUCAAAAUUAGAACAAGCAACACAAAGAGUGACUCUAAUUCCAGUAAAAAUAAUAAUGAUGACUCUAAAAAAGGUAAAAAUAAUAAAAGUCCACAAAAUCUGGUCGAACCCAGCGACAACACAGAGGUGGAUAAUCUAGUACCAAAUCCUACCGAAAAAAGUAGCGAAGAGGAAAAUGGCCCAGUCCCAUUCCUUAAUUCUUUAGUAGAUUCUUGUACACAUCUGGUUAGAACCACAAAUUUGAUUUUUACAGACGAAGAUCGCAACAUUUUGUCCGAGAAGUCAAAGCAAGGUAAAAUCUCUGAAAUAUACAAAGCAUGCCAGAGGUCGAUCCAAAUAAUACAUAACAUUGUGAAAAAAGUAGCACCGGACUAUGUGUACGAUAAGGGGACCAGCGCUGUGGAUGUGCUGCUGGACGAGAUAAAAAACGAUUUUAAAAGGCUCCAAAUACCGAUGGAUGACGAUCCAGCCGAGGUAACAGAGAAAAGACUCGAGACAGUUAGUGUAUCGAAGAAGAAGUCGAAAAGCUCAAAAAAUGAGUUGAGUGAGGAGUCUGAUAAAUUAGAAAAUGAGUUGAGUGAGGAGUCUGAUAAAUUAGAAAAUGAGUUGAGUGAGGAGUCUGAUAAAUUAGAAAAUGAGUUGAGUGAGGAGUCUGAUAAAUUAGAAAAUGAGUUGAGUGAGGAGUCUGACGAAGAUAAUAGCGAGAGUAAGGAAGAGCAACCGAAGGAAGAUCCAGACGCCAAGAAUGAGAAUAACCUUACCAAAAAAACAUUGAACGAAGAUGAGGAUGAUAUACUGAGUGAGCACAGUUUCGAGAUUGAUUUGAAAAAUUAUAAACUGCCUCCGAGACCACAAGAUAAGUGGAAAUCCUCUAUAGACAACUUCACGACGAUACCGCACAUUAACAAAAGGAAAAAGAAGUAUAAUAAGGUGCUGCCACAGAUAAUAUAUAAUAAGGAGGACGUGGAACAAAGGUUCUUCAAAAAGGGAUUCGUGCCGCAAAUUUACCCGAGAUUUGAGCAAUUGAGAAUGGUGAGCAAGAUUAUAGUAGUAAACAGGCAUCCGUACAUGCAGGAGUUGAAUUCACUGGAAUGGUCUGAAGAAAAGCUGGACUCUACACACCAAGGCUACAACAUACUGGGAGGAGAGUGGAACCUGCUGGAAAAGUCGGAGCCACUAGAGCUGGGGGAGUCGAAGUACAAGAUGGUGCUGACGGAGGAAGAUCUUAAGGCGAUGAUAGAAAAAAUACAAAAUAACACGAUACUGUCGAUCGACGUGGAGCACUGGAGCAAGAACACGUACAGAGGGAUCGUGUGCCUGAUACAGCUGAGCACGCCGGAAGAAAACUACAUCGUGGACCCAUUUGACAUCUUCACGAAACUGAACAUCCUGAACGUGGUGACGACGGACCCGAGGAUCCUGAAGGUGAUGCACGGCUCGGACAACGACAUAGAGUGGCUGCAGAGGGACUUCGGAGUGUACAUAGUUAACAUGUUCGACACGAGGCAGGCGGCCAAAGUACUUAAUCUGAAAGAAGAAUCGCUGAUGAAGCUGAUCGACAAGUACUUCAACGUCAAGAUGAACAAAAAGUAUCAGCUCGCAGAUUGGUCAAAAAGGCCCCUGGACGAAGAAAUGUUGAACUACGCGUGCUCAGAUAGCAACUACCUCAUACCGCUCUACAUUAAAAUGAAAAAUGAAAUACUGAGCACUAGCGAUGGGAAGGUCAAAAUGAUAAGAGUGAUGAACUACAGUAAAAACAUAUGCCUGACACAGUACGUGGACAACGGAGUGGAAAUGUACCGCAAGUUUAUCAGAAUAACGAAGAAAAAUAAAAUUGAACGUAAGAGUAUGAGCUUUGUACAAUACAACUUCAUGCUUAACCUGCUGGAGUUCAGAAACUACGCAGCAAGGAAGCUGGACGUGUCGGAGCAGAUGGUAAUAAGGGACUAUCAAUUGGGACUGUUGGUUAAGAAGCUGUUGAUGGGUACAAUAUUCGAAAAGAUCAUUUUCGACUUCAUGAAGUUGGUGCAUCACGAAAUUCCGAAGCUGGUGGAAAUUAAAAACGCCCUGUGUUUGGUGCGCAAAAAGUUAAAUAAUUCGAUAUUGACGUUGAAGGAGCCGCAAUCGAUUCAGUUCAUACUGGAUUUCCUCAAUGAAGAUGAUAAAAAGUUGCAUUUGGAUGAAGUGCAAAAAAUGAAGAAUACAAAGUGCAUAGAUAAUACAUUGAAGGUGUAUAAUAAAUUUGUAGCUAAUGGGCUUUUUAAUAAUACUUCGACGAUGCAAACUGGCAUAGAGCAAGAAAAGCCGCAAAGCAAAGUCGAAGAAAUAUUAGAAAAAAGGUCAUUAGUGGAAGAAGCAAAUAUCGUCGAAGAUUGGAAGAGGAAGAGGUUUAAUAUGUAA
This is a messenger RNA of Theileria orientalis strain Shintoku, 2463 nucleotides long. RefSeq lists its product as uncharacterized. Lineage: Eukaryota; Apicomplexa; Aconoidasida; Piroplasmida; Theileriidae. The coding region runs from base 1 to 2463 and encodes 820 amino acids. Gene Ontology annotation, biological process: exonucleolytic trimming to generate mature 3'-end of 5.8S rRNA from tricistronic rRNA transcript (SSU-rRNA, 5.8S rRNA, LSU-rRNA); nuclear polyadenylation-dependent CUT catabolic process; nuclear polyadenylation-dependent rRNA catabolic process. Gene Ontology annotation, cellular component: nuclear exosome (RNase complex); nucleolus. The transcript has 6 exons. The record is from RefSeq and is a predicted model, not a curated record. Gene Ontology annotation, molecular function: nucleic acid binding; 3'-5'-RNA exonuclease activity.